GUUCGGCGCCUUCGAAGUAAGUUAGCGAGACAAAAAAAGGCGCAUUCAGUUGGUAUCCCGUGGUCAUCACAGUGAGGUCAACGCACUGUCGUGGCCCCUCACCGCAGUUAAAGUUCCCUAGGGAAUCCUACAUCGUACAGCACCAUCGCCGUACCCGCACACACCAAACCUAACUCACAAACAGCCGACAACAACAUGCGGUGUGCUACUAGUUUUUCUCGCCGUGCGCGUCUCUCCUGCGGCAGACGGUGCAGCGCUGUGCCUGCCACCGCCACCGCCUCCGUGUCAUCGCAUCUUAUGCCGGCACGGCAUCCCGCGUUACGUGGGCACGUUGGGCACGGGGCAGCGGUGGUGGUGGUCGGUGCGCUGCGUGUGACGCGUCUUCUCCUGCGUGAACGUCGAACGCUUUCAUCUUCGGAAAUCGUCGAAGUCAGCCUGCAUGCGCAAGAGCUCUCGAGAGACGCGCACGGUUCCUCGUCGUUGGAGCUAAACCUAUUGGAGGACCCGACGGCGGGCCUGGCCAGCGGCCCCGCGGAGGAGCUUUCCCCGACCGAGCUAGAGACGCGCGUGCGGGUGCUCGUCUCCAGUUACGCCCCGUCGAUCUACCGGCUGCUCUACACCCCUUUCAUCGACGUGGUGGGGGUGCUGGUCCGGGAGAAGCUCGUGCCUGAGGGCGAGGAUGCGAAGCGGACAACGACGAUGACGACCAGCACGAGUACUACAACGGCCUCCCCAACACCGAGCACUUCGCCAGCGUCGAGUGGAGCCAGCGCUUCCAGUUUUGGCGGUGGAGUGGGAGUCAUCGCCACGGCCGCGGCAUCGCCUCCUGAUCUCGUGCGCAGCGCGACGGUCUCCACGAGCUACCGCCCGGUUCGGCCGGAGGAAAUGAUGUCGCGCUGGUUUACCGACGGCGCGGCGACGCUGAAGCACCCGCAUGAGACCGCCGAGGCGAUGGGCAAACGGCGGUGGACACACUUCUGCCGUGCGUUGGAGGCCUACUGGGCGGAGAUGGAGGCGGUGAUGCCUCUCACCCGUGUUGUGCGCCACCACCACCUCCGCGAGGACCUCUACGUCCCGCUGCUUCGACAGCUCGCGAUGGAGCUGGCUGACCCAACAAAGCGCACGGCGGCGGUGACGACGCUGCCGGGGUUUAUUUUGAGUUUGGCGAAUGGCCGUGCACCGCGCUCGCUGGGCCUGCCGGAGCGCGACGUCGACCGCAUUCGCCUUGUCUCGAGCCUCUUUAUGGGCGUGGCGCAGGAGGCCGGCGACACCGAUCUCGCCUACCUGGCCCUGCAGCUGCUCCGUGCAAACAACAUGGAGACGCCGUUCGCGGCGCAGAAGCAGCUGACCAACGUCUUCGCGGCGGCAUCGCGGAUUGAGACGGACUGGCAGAUGCGUGGGGCUAGUCUUCUCGUGGGGUGCUACCGCAAGUGGCUCGAGUACUUCCGCGAGGUGCAACUCGAUAAUAAAGCGUCGUUGGAGCAGCUGGCGGCGGUGGAGGCAAGUGUGGGAAAGACGGGCGACACCGCGCAGGAGGCGGAAACACCGAAUGGCGAAGAGAAACAGGUCGCACCCUCUUCCUCUUCCGCUGCCGCAGUGAAGAGGAUGAAGAGCAAAGCGGGCGGCAAUCACCCCGGCAGUGCAAAGCCCCAAGGAACAGGGACAACACGUGGGGAGGAAGUGAAGGCAGAGAAGGAGGAGUCAGCGGAGCAGUACCGCUACUUCACCAGCCGCCGUCAAGAUGAUAUUACCCGCAUCACCGCACUGGAAGAAAACAUCGAGGCGGCGGUGCGUGGGCGAGCGGCGGAGCUGCAGGGCCUGCGCGUGCGUCGACGGAAACAUCGCAGCGGAGGCCAAGAAAAGGUGGCGCCAGUGGAUUCCACGGACACGGUGCGCACGAACACCCCAUUACAUGGGGACGAGGACCCGCCGCGGAGUUCGCAAGAAACAACAGAGGCGGUCGAAGAAUACACAGGGGAGGACGCCGAAGAUGCGCACGGCAGCGCCGAGAAAUCAGGCGCAUCAUCGUCCGCGAAGGAGAAGGGCGCGGAUGCACGCCGCCCACUCACAACUGCGUCACCGCACCGACGCCGCCAACUCGAUGCCACGGAGGAGCGCCGCGGUGGAACGGCGACCAGCGUAAAGAGGUCGAGAAAAUCUGCAGGUGCCAAGAAAGGCACGAAGGCUUUCGAGGCGGCGGCGGACGAGAGCAUCUUGAGUUUUUAG
Messenger RNA from Leptomonas pyrrhocoris, 2226 nucleotides. RefSeq lists its product as hypothetical. The transcript has a single exon. The record is from RefSeq and is a predicted model, not a curated record. Lineage: Eukaryota; Euglenozoa; Kinetoplastea; Trypanosomatida; Trypanosomatidae. Bases 298 to 2226 code for a protein of 642 amino acids.